This is a messenger RNA of Rotaria sp. Silwood1, 4191 nucleotides long. NCBI's taxonomy places the organism in Eukaryota, Metazoa, Rotifera, Eurotatoria, Philodinida, Philodinidae. The record is from the annotation of a GenBank genome assembly.
AUGACUCUAUCUCCAGUUGAUAGCAUCUUUAUAUUUAAUUGGGAGAAAAUUGAUCAUGAAAAUUUAGUUUUUGACCAUUCAAAACUGAUUGGUAUUUAUGAUGAACUUGACUUAUUAUGUUUAUCAAUUCAAGAACAAAUUGAUUAUCUUGAUCUACACUUGAAAACAUUUAGUUUUUUCGAUCAAGAUGAGCAUUUCACAAAAGAUCUAUCAAAACAAACUGCUGAUCUUCUUUGGUUUCAUCUUUAUCAUGAUGUUCUAUUGGAAUUAGUAUAUAAUGCAGAAGCAAAACAAGAAAUGAUCGAUGCAUGUCGUUCCUAUUAUCGUGACAAUACUAAAGAAUUGGAGUUGAUUAAGAAGUUUGAAAAUGAAUAUCGAUCAGAAGAAGCUCUUCGAUGGUAUUUGGAAAAGACGUUUCUUUAUAGAAUCAUCAAUAAAGCUUUGCAAAUCAAAGACUUCGAUCAACUUUACAUAUUCCGAUAUUUUAUGAAAGAUCUAAGAGAAUGUCUAAUUCGAGAACAUCAAAAGAUGGUUCAGUCUGGCCAAAAAAUAUUAAUAGUUUAUCGAGGAAUGAAAAUGACAAAAGAUCAAAUCGAGAAAUUCAAAGAGAACCAAGGUAAAUUAGUUUCAAUCCAUGGGUUUUUCACAACAAAUAUUCUUCGUUCAACUGCAUUGAAUCAAAUGAUGAAAUCUUCUACACAAACUAAUCUCAUCUCUGUUCUUCUAAAAAUUCAAUGUGAUCUACAGCAUCUGAACAACACUGUCAUUGUUGCUGAUCUCUAUGAAAAACAACAAGAAAUUCUCUUCAAUUCAACUGUCACUUAUCGAUUGGAAAGUGUAAGAAUGGAUGAAGAAGAGAUUUGCUUUAUUGAUAUGAGUGCGUCGAAUGAAGGUCAAAUUAUUAAAGACAAAUAUAUCAAAGACUCAUGUCGUCAGAUAGAGAAGGAUCUCAGUAGCAAAAUUCUUUUUGGACGAUUGAUGUGUGACAUGGGUGAAUGGAACCAAUCACAACAUUUUUUUGAACUUUUAUUAAAUGAUUCGAAUAACAACAACGAAGACCUCACAAAGAUUGAACUUAGUCUUGGUGAAGUCCUUCAAUGGAAAGGAGAAUGGAGUGAAGCACGGAAAUAUUAUGAUCGUGCUUAUGAUAGGAUAAUUAAUGCUAAACCAAUAUAUAUCAAGGAUUUAGCUGAUAUUCUAUUCAAAAUUGGUGAGAUUCUCUAUCUGGAAGGAAAGUAUGAAGAAGCUCACAAUUGUUAUAAACGAGCAAUGGAAAUUCAAAAGAAAAAUUAUUCGUCUUCCAACUUUGAUAGAUCCUCGCCACCAAAUCAGCAACGUAAUAGUAUACUCAACGAUGUUCCCACAUUAUGCUGCUCAGUUUCUUCAAAUUUAGAAGAAUACUUUCGAUCGUCUUCUCAAUGGCACUGCACUUCAGAAUAUCGACAAAUUUCGUCCCAGCUUCCAUCAAAGUAUACGGCAAACAAAAUAGAAUCCGUUGGAGAAAUAUUGGCCGAAAGACAUUUGCUAGAAAUAUGUCAAAACAUACAGGGAACUGAUUGGUUGACAACAAUUGAGAUUAAACCAGGUAGUAAUGUUCUUAUUGCUUAUAGUCUUCAGGGCAUUGGCAAGAUUCUCUGGCGCAAAGAAAAAUAUGACGAAGCCCUAAUCUUUCAUCAAAAAGCAUUGGCAAUACUCGAAGAAUAUUAUCAAUCUCCUCAUAUAGACAUCGCUAUUAGUCUUGACCACAUUGGUGAAGUUCUUACAUAUCAAAAAAGCUACGAUACAGCUCUAGACUUCUCUCAACGAGCAAUAUCAAUCUAUACAAGAUAUUAUCCAAAUGGUCAUGUUUACAUUGCCUCUACCAUUCUAAACAUCGCUUACAUUCUCGUUCUCCUGGGAAAACACGAUGAAGCUCUAAAGAAUUAUGAACAAGCAAUGGCAAUGCUACAAAAAUAUUAUCCAUCUGGUCAUGUCAAUAUUGCCUUUAGUCUCAAUGGAAUAGGGCAUGUUCGCUAUGUACAAGGAAAAUAUAAUGAAGCUCUAACAUUUUUUGAUCAAGAGCUGAAAAUUCUACAGAAAUUUUGUUUCUCUGGCCACACUGAUAUUAUUUGUACUCUAAACAAUAUCGGCUAUGUACAAAAGGAACUAGCAAAGUAUGACGAAGCUCUUGAUUUCCAUCAACGAGCAUUAGCGCUUCAAGAGAAAUAUUAUCCAUAUGAAUAUGCAAAGAUUGCUUACAUAUUCAAUUCCAUUUCUGAGAUACUAAUUCGUCAAUCAAAAUAUGAUGAAGCUCUACGCUAUAGUCAACGAGCACUAACGAUGCAAGAGAGCUAUUACCCUUCAGGUCAUGGCUCAAUAGCCUCGAGUCUCAACAAUAUUGGCAACAUUCUAAAUGCGCAAGGAAAAUACAAUGAGGCUAUUGAUUUUCAACAAAGAGCACUCGCAACAAUCGAAAAGUACCUUCCAUCUGAUCAUUCUUCUAUUGCUUUUUAUAUGAACAAUAUUGGGAUCAUAUCAUGUACACAAAAAAAGUAUAAUGAAGCUCUUGAUUAUCAUCAACGAGCACUUGAAAUACAAGAAAAAUAUUGUUCAUCAUGUCAGAAUGAAAUUGUCAAUAGUCUCAACAACAUCAGUCGUGUUUUCAUGGAACAGAAAAAAUACGAUGAAGCCUUGAAGUUUUGUCAACGUGCACUCGAAAUGCAAGAGAACUAUUACCCAAAUGGUCAUGUGAGCAUAGCGACUACUCUCAAUAAUAUCGGUACAACCCUUCGUCAACAACAAAGAUUCGAUGAAGCGGUUGCAUAUCAUCAAAAAGCAUUAGAAAUUCAAGAGAAAUAUUGUCCAACAGACAGUAUCACCAUAGCUAAUACCAUCAAUCGUAUUGGUCAUGUUUUGUACGAUGAAGGAAAGUAUGAUGCAGCCAUUCACUAUUAUCAGCAAGCACUUUCAAUACAAGAAAACUUCUAUCCUGAUGGUCACAUCGAAAUUUCUCAUACUUUCAACUCUAUUGGUAACACUUUAUAUGAACAAAAGAAGUACGAUGAAGCUCUUCAAGUUCAUCAAAAAGUCUUGGCUAUUCGAGAAAAAAAUGAUGAAUUACCUAAUAUUAACGUCGCGAAUAGUCUGAACUCUAUUGGAAAUGUCCUAUAUAGUCAAGAGAAGUAUAAUGAAGCCAUUGAUUUUUAUCAACGAUCAUUAGCUAUUCGAGAGAAAAUCGAUCCACUUGGUUAUAAUGGCAUUGCUAACAUUCUGAGAAAUAUUGGUAACACUCUAUAUGAACAAAAGAAGUACGAUGAAGCUCUUCAAGUUCAUCAAAAAGCUUUGGCUAUUCGAGAAAAAAACGACGAAUUACCUAAUGUUGACGUCGCAAAUAGUCUGAAUUAUAUUGGAAAUGUUCUAUAUAGUCAAGAAAAAUAUUCUGAAGCCAUUGAUUUUUAUCAACGAUCAUUAACUAUUCGAGAGAAAAUCCAUCCAUUUGGUUAUAACGGCAUUGUUACCGUUCUUACCAAUAUUGGAAAUGCUCUGUAUCAACAAAGAAAGUAUGAUGAAGCUCUUGACUUUCAACAACAAGCAUUGGCAGUUUUAAAAAGUAACUCGCCUAGUAAUGAAUUUAGAAUUGCUAGCAGUCUCAAGGCCAUAGGUAAAACUCUGCUUCAACAAAGAAAAUAUGAUGAAUCUCUUGACUUUUAUCAAGAAGCAUUGAUGUUACUUGAAGAACAUUACCCCAAGGAUCAUAUUGAAAUUUCUAACUGUCUAUCCUGGAUUGUUGCUAACUUCGAAAGAAAAUCCAAGUUCGAUCUCGCUGUUGAAUAUUUAAAAAGAUGGUUAUUAAUUGAAGAAACCAGUUCAACUUCAGAAUAUCCCUCCGUCACUCAAGUACUUCAAUGGUUAUCACAGAUACAAAGAGAGAGAGACCAACAUGAUGUCUCUCUUAUACAUGAACAGAAUUGUUUUGUGAUGCGUCUUAAAGUGCUACCACCAGAUCAUGUGGAUAUUGGUGAUAGUUUAUCGACUAUAGGUGAGAUUUACGAAAAACUUCAUAAUCCUAUGUUGGCAUUUACUUACUAUCAGCAAGCAUUAGCUAUCUACAGAAAAUGUUUGACUGUGUGGCAUGGUAAAAUACGAAGUAUGGAAUGGAAUAUUGAACGACUUUCGGAACAACUUGAAAUAGAACUCGAUGAAUUAAAUUGA